Erpetoichthys calabaricus (reedfish) is the source of this 3037-nucleotide messenger RNA. RefSeq names its product chromosome 1 C2orf42 homolog (gene c1h2orf42). The record is from RefSeq and is a predicted model, not a curated record. The transcript is spliced from 9 exons. Bases 52 to 1935 code for a protein of 627 amino acids. Lineage: Eukaryota; Metazoa; Chordata; Cladistia; Polypteriformes; Polypteridae. Gene Ontology annotation, cellular component: nucleus.
CGGGGCUAGUAGCAACAAUAAUGGCGACGCUGUGAGAAUCAAUGCUACUCAAUGGUGACGGGCCGAACUGAGUCAAGACGGGGGGAACGGGUGGGGCGAAACUUCAGGUACGAGCCAGGUGGUACAGAAGAGCCAGAGCACAAGAUGGACACCAGCUCAGCUGUCAUAACCGCUGCUACAGUGUCAGCCUUGAUAAGAGACAAGACAAAAACCCCUUCUUUUCUCUCAAACCUGGGCAAGCCAACCCUGCGAGGCAUCCGAAAGUGCCCCAAAUGUGGAAUGUAUAAUGGUACUCGGGGUCUCAGUUGCAAAAACAAGACAUGUGGGACUGUUUUUCGAGAUGGGGCUCGCAAACCGCAGCCAUGCAUGGAUGCUGUUAAGAUUUUGACUGGCUCAGAUGCUCAGGUGUUCUCUGUGCGUCACAGGGACCGAGGUCCAGAGUACAGGGGAUUUGUAGAGUUAAGCACGACAGAAACAAGCAUUGAGACUGCUGAUGGCACAUUAAUUACCCAGAUCAGCUCAGGACACUGCUUUGUGUCAUCCUGUGGUAAAGCUACAAGAAGGGCUAAUCCAGAAAGCCCUUGUUUGCACAUGAAGACUGCUAUGGAGUGCCAAAGUGAAGCUACCCCUUUGACUUUGAAAAGCUCUGUCCUAAGCUCUCUCCAGAUCACUCCGGAAACAAAGCAAACAAUUUGGCAGCUAGCCACUGAAUCCACUGGACCACUGGUGCAGAGAAUUUCUAAAAAUGUUAUGGUGGUGAAAUGCAAAGUCAGUGACAAACACUUGCUUGGUUAUCUCCAUGUCUCAUUCAGUGAAAGAAGUAAGGCCAAGGAAGUAAUGGAACUCAGGUUUCAGUGCCCUUGUAACAUUUCUAAAACUGGCAAGACAGGCUCUAUAGGUCUGUCUUUAGUAGGUGGCCUAGAAGAGGGAGACAGUGCUCCACAGCAGCACUGCAUUCACUUUUAUGCCUGCAUCUGUGCAUUUGCCAGUGAUGAACAGCUGGGAGAAGAGUUCUCUGGGUUUGUCAACUAUAGCACAAACGGUUUGCAAGUAAAGCCAGAAGCUGAACUAAGCUUUCCUAAUGCUGUUAUGCUCACAAAGUCCUGCAUUCCUGCUUAUUCAAAGAAAGUCAAAAAAGAAGGCUGCAUAACAAGCAAUCAUGCUGUUUCUGGACAAGAGGGGGUAAAUAUCAAUCUAAGAAAGUCGACUUCUAAAAAAAAUGCUUUCUCUUCAGUGCUGAAGAGACAAGGAAGUAGCCAAACAGUGGAUGAAUCCCAUAUCACCCUGCCAUUCCAUCAGUGGCUUUCUAGUGUUACAGAGAGAAUCCACCAGACUAUGCAUUUCCAGUUUGAUGGAAAACCAGAACCCCUGGUGUUUCAUAUUCCACAGAGCUUUUUUGAAGCCCUCCAGCAGAGAAUAUCUUCUGGAAGUAGGAAAAAAAGACUGCCCAAUUCUACCACGGCAUUUGUCAGAAAAGAUGCUCUACCAUUAGGCACAUUUUCAAAAUAUACGUGGCAUAUCACCAAUAUUUUGCAGGUCAAGCAGAUAUUUGAUACUCCAGAGAUGCCCUUAGAAGUAACUCAGAGUUUCAUUAAGAAUCGUGAUGGCACAUUUGAAUUGUUCCACUGUCCAGAAGUACAGGUUGAAUCUAUUACAGAUCCUUAUGGUCGAGUUGACAAGCAGCCUGCCAUUCGACCGCUAGAAUUGAAGACAUUUCUAAAAGUUGGGAACACUACUCCUGAUCAGAAGGAUCCUACACCAUUUGUAAUUGAGUGGAUCCCUGACAUCCUGCCUCAAUCCAAGAUUGGGGAACUCCGCCUCCGCUUUGAAUAUGGACAUCUGCACAAUGGACAUGUGGAAUAUAUGGUGCAGCCAGCUUGUGCUGAGCACACUGUAGAGCUUUGUCCGGCAGUCACUGGUAUUUCUCUCCACUGAGAACAGCAUUUUGAGCACCCUUAGCUCCUUUGGUUCUUCAGUACAUGAUUGACCUGUUUCUAUUCCAUACUUUGUAUCUCCACUGUCUGAGGAAGCACAGCUUUUCCAAAUCAUGUUACUGAUUUUUUUUUGGUUUUCCCCACACACUAUGCCAGUUGGCCAUGCAUGGUUUUGAAAUACUGGGCUCUUAAUAAUUCUGAAGUAAGCCCACAUUAAUAAUAUAGAAGAAAAUAAAAGGAAGCCGAGUUUGAGCUACCUUUAAUUUACCCAUUUUAUUCUUAUUUUGCCCGGAUAUUGUAGUGAUUUAGACUGUGGCAGAUGGUGCCUCUGCUUCCACAUAUUGUUAUACGUCCUGCAAAUAUUUCCUUGCAGAUCAUAAGGCAGUGUUAAAUUUGUAAUCCUCAGUAGUUGGCUGAGUCUCUGGUUUCCACAUUUAGAUUCCUUUAGUAUUUAUGAGCACACCAGAGUGUGUGCUAGGUCAUAGAUGUUUCAUUGAAAACUGAAUCUUCUUACUUUAAUUGAGAAAGGUCUAUCCAGAUUCGGGGUUGAGAUACAUUAGCAUAGCUGUGUACAGUAUGUUUUAUUAUGAACUUCACUGUCUGCUUCCUUAGUCCGUUUACUGUUACAGAAAAGAAGAGGGCUAAUGAUUUUUCAGUUCUGAUUCACAGAAUUAUUUUUCUUUCAAGACUUACUAUACCAUGAUGAUCUAACUAUUUAUCAUGAAACUCAUUUGGAAUUUUCAGCUCUUGACUGGUUGUUUUGUAACUGGUAUAAUCUAUUAAAAUGGAUCACUGUUUUAUUUUUAAAUGCAUGGCUAGGAGCUAGCAUUUUGGUAUGUUGAUCUCAUUGUUAGAUUUUCUCUUCCUCUGUUUUGAAAAACAAAAUGCUCUGGUUAUUUAGUUGGUAUCACUUGGUAGGUUUGAAUCAAUCGUCUGUUGUUUCCAUGUGUAUUGCUGCUAUAAUAGGAAAGAGUAUUUUCUCCCAGUGUUUGUUUAAAUGAAUGUAUGUUUCUCAGCACAGAAUAAUGUUUUAUUGUUUUUGUUUUUUGAUGCAGUUUGUUUGAUAGUUCAGCAUCUCUCAACAUUAUCAAAAUUGUAUUGAU